AACCUAGCCUGGACGACGACGGGACCAGACCAGAGACCACCAGACGUGGUGAUUUUUCACAGUCGCCUUUAUGUCGUAGACGCGUGUGAUACUCCGCGAAGUGUAGCGCGGCGCCGGAACAGCUGUGUCCACACCACGUCGAUCAUCUUCGGCUACCCCGCUGGCCGUCGGCGUAGAUCCCGCGAAGUUUCCCCCGAGAGAGAGAGAAAGAGCGGCGUGGGCGCGAGAUCAGGUAGCGAUGACGGACGCGUCGAAUUUACCGGGCGCCUCCACGGGCGGGCAGAGGGCGAUGUCGAGGAUGCUGCGGCAGCGGGCCCAGGAGUUCCUCGCCUCGCGGAAGUACGCGAACAAUCUGGUGGAGAUAAUCGGCCACUGGGACGAGUCCACCUGUUCGUGCCUGCUGACGAUAGAGACGAUAUUCGCGGAGGUGCUGAGGCGCGGCGAUAUGUACAUGGAACGUACGAUAACCCUUACCAUCUCGGAAGCCAGCCCGGAGUCUCGCUACACCACCUGGCUAAGGAAUUGCUACGAGGAAGUCUGGAAGAAAAUACUAGCAUCUAUGGAUAAGAAUCGAUCGGCUAUUCAUCUGCAAGCCCUUGCCACUGCGAUGAAGCUGAUGGCGGAAGAGGGUAAAGCGCUGCUGGAGCCGCGCGAUAAUCCGGGCUAUCACUUUCCCCUGCAUCGUUUAAAGCUUAUCCUUAUGACCCUACUCUCUCCUGAAAAGGACAAUACUAAUUUAAUAUCGAGAUUCCAAGAGAUCACCGGCUAUUCUGACGUUUUAUAUUAUACAUGGAGAUGUCUACCCUCUCUUACCCCGAAGAGGCAGCCGAAGGAAGUUUAUAUGAAGAAUCUUUUAGAACUUAUAGAUAAAGUACCACUGCCAAACGAAGAGGAAGCAUCUGAAAUGUCGGACAAUAACGAACUUUUAUGUGGACCGCAACAAGAUGCUGCAUUUACGUGGGAUCAAUCAAACGUUAAACGCGCGUUAAACAAAGUCUGGGCUUGCGUUAUGCACUGGGAAUUGACGCCGCAACUGCACAAACAGUUGCUAAUAGUUUUGCUGGAACGAGUCAUAUCGCAUUUAGAAAAACCGGUGUUGUUAACCGACUUUUUGAUGGACUCCCUAGACGCGGACGGUCCAGUCGGUGUGCUCGCGCUGCAGGGCGUAUUCAUACUUGUCACCAAACACAAUUUAGAAUACCCAAAUAUUUUCACCAAGUUGUAUUCGAUGUUCGAGCCUGAGAUCUUCCAUACGAAGUACAAGGCUCGUCUGUUCUAUCUGUCCGAUCUGUUUCUCAGUUCGACACAUCUACCGGAAGCGUUAGUAGCGGCGUUCGCGAAGCGACUCGCGCGUCUAACAUUGGUCGCGCCACCGGAGGACAUCCUGAUAAUCCUUUUCUUCGUGGGCAAUCUGCUGCUUCGACAUCCCGGGCUGAAGAGGCUGAUAGAUCACCCGCAGGGCGGCGAGGUCCCCUCGAACGCGAGCCUCGGAGCGGGCGAUCCGUUCCUCAUGGAGGAGCGCGACCCGUUGCUGAGCAACGCAAUGCUCAGCAGUCUCUGGGAGAUCCGGGCGUUGCAGUGGCAUAUCCUACCCAGUAUCGCCACCGCUGCGCGUUUCAUUCGCGAGCCACUGCCCACGAAGGAGUACGACAUGGCGUCGGCGUUGGAACGCACCGGUGACCAUCUCUUCGAGAACGAGCUGAAGAACAAAGUCAAGGACAUCAUGCUGACGUUCGAGAGACCGACCUCCAUGGCGCUGCCGAAGGGCGAGAAGCUACUGCAAUAUUGGCAGCUCACGCGUUGAUCCUGUACGCGGCGUGAUCACGACGCCGAGAGUGCAAUAUAUCGUGAGAAAAGAGCGGCCAUAUACAUAUAUUGUCGUCGGUGUCGUCGACGAGAUAUGAGCCGAGGAUGAUGACGUUCGUGUUUCGGGUAAAGAAUAAAGACUUUUUGUGUUUUAUAUGGCAUAUCUACGACGUGAAAAAAACAAAACAAUGCGGCAUAUUUUUCUGUGGCGUUGAGCACCCACGUUCGAAAUAUUUAAAUUGCGUUUGUGCAUAAUUCAUCGAUCGCGCGAUACGAGCAAGGAAAAAAAAAUGCACACAUGCUUUUUGUUGUUUGUCUAUCUCAGUUAUAUGUAAAUUGAUAGCUUAUGUAUGUUACGCAUAAAUUACGUGUAAAUGCGCAACUGACUGGCA
Molecule: messenger RNA, 2198 nt
Organism: Wasmannia auropunctata (little fire ant)
Lineage: Eukaryota; Metazoa; Arthropoda; Insecta; Hymenoptera; Formicidae
Product: nucleolar complex protein 4 homolog B
Exons: 6
Coding region: 239-1804 (521 amino acids)
Biological process (GO): ribosome biogenesis
Cellular component (GO): small-subunit processome; Noc4p-Nop14p complex; nucleolus
Source: RefSeq, a predicted model, not a curated record